AUGGCGUACUCGAUGCGGGAGAAAGACCCUAGAGACUUUCAACCCUCACCAGCAUCAGCUCAAGCAAGAUUCGAUCCCACGUUGAAUGCUUCCUCGGCCUCGCUUGCCCAACAGCACUUCCCAGCCAAGUAUUUCCGGUCACGGCGGAAACCCCAAGGUGAAAUCGAAAAGCCAUGGCUAGAGAAAAAGGACCCUCGACAGAAAUGGUUGACUCUUUUCCCUUUGAUCGGGCUCAUCAUCGGCUUCAUUCUGUCAGGAUAUCUUGUGUAUGACGGCCUUGCUUCUGUGGAAACACCGGAGUACUGCUCGGUCUAUGAAGAUGAUUUCGCUGGCGGGUUCGAUGAAAAGAUUUGGACAAAAGAAGUCGAAGUCGGUGGUUUUGGCAACGGUCAAUUUGACCAGACGACCAACACAGACGAAAACGUCUUUGUCAAGGACGGCAUACUCACCAUCAAACCUACUUUGCAAGACCAACACUUGAUCGAAACCAACAAUGUCAUCAAUUUGACCGCCAGUGGACUGUGCACAAGUGAUGAAUGGAACAGUUGUGUCGUCAGCACCAACACUACCAAUGGCACCAUUGUGAACCCUGCAAAAAGUGCCCGAAUCAACACCAAGAAGGGCGCUACAAUUCAAUAUGGCCGAGUCGAAGUCGUUGCGAAAAUGCCCCGGGGUGACUGGCUUUGGCCAGCGAUAUGGAUGUUGCCUGCGAACAACACCUAUGGCCCCUGGCCGAUGAGCGGAGAGAUUGACAUCGCUGAAUCGCGAGGCAACAACUGGUCGUAUCCGAUGGGAGGCGAUAACAUCGUCAGCUCCACGCUUCAUUGGGGACCCGACAUCGCCAACGAUGGCUGGUGGAGGACAAAUUCCCGGCAGCACGCUUUGCAUACCACUUAUACUGAGGGCUUCCAUACGUACGGCCUCGAAUGGACGCCCGAUUACCUUUAUACGUACAUCGACACUCGUUUGAUGCAAGUGUUGUACACCAAAUUCAAGAAACCGUUCUGGCAGCGUGGCGACUUUCCGCUAUCGGACACCAAUGGCACUGCCUUCGUUGAUCCUUGGUCACAAACGGGAGUCGAUGCGACACCGUUUGACGAGCCGUUCUUCUUGAUAUUGAAUGUGGCAGUCGGAGGCACCAACGGGUGGUUUCAAGAUGGUAAGGGAGGCAAGCCAUGGGUCAAUCAAUCGCCCACGGCAAGGAAAGAUUUCUGGGACGCCAAAGACCAGUGGUAUCCAACGUGGCAAGAUAACAACGAAAUGCAAAUCAAGAGCGUCAAGAUGUGGCAGAGGAAAGGAUUUGGUUCCUGCAAAUGA
Exophiala xenobiotica is the source of this 1317-nucleotide messenger RNA. RefSeq lists its product as uncharacterized. Gene Ontology annotation, biological process: carbohydrate metabolic process. NCBI's taxonomy places the organism in Eukaryota, Fungi, Ascomycota, Eurotiomycetes, Chaetothyriales, Herpotrichiellaceae. Gene Ontology annotation, molecular function: hydrolase activity, hydrolyzing O-glycosyl compounds. The record is from RefSeq and is a predicted model, not a curated record. Bases 1 to 1317 code for a protein of 438 amino acids. The transcript is spliced from 5 exons.